AUGGCACAUAUGACUGAAAGAUUUAUCGAUGCUCAUCAAGAACCUUUACAAAGACUACCAUCGAUCGAAGUCUACGAAAUAGGACCAUCAAUAGUAAUCGAAGAAGCUACACGAAAGCUUCAACGAUCAAUAAAUAAAAUUGGUGAUAUGACGUUGGCUGCAAAACGGUUUAUAACUUAUCUGGAUAACGGCUUGACCAUCGAUGAAGCAACAGCGAUUUUUUUGUACACUAUCAAGCAAGAAAAAGUUGAUCAAACUGUUUCUUUUCAACUGAACAGAGUACUUCGUAGUAGCCAACGAAACCAUCUGGACUCUUGGUUAUUGUAUUUUCAACUCUUUUUAAGUGCUCUGAAGAAAUUACCAUCGACGAAAGGCACGAUUUGGCGCUGUGCGCCAGGCAAAAUUACUCCUGGUUACAAGUCUAAUUGUGUCUGGUCUGGAUUUAGCUCGUGUAUAGGAACCUGGUCGGUGCUCGCACAACUCCUAGAUCCUUCUUGUGACUAUACUUUAUUUCAAAUUGAAUGCAUCAAUGGGAAGCGGAUUAAAAAUUACUCCAGUCGCCCAGAGAAUGAUGAAGUUAUAUUGUUACCUGAUACACACUUACAAUUUUUAGGAGAUAAAAAGCUGAAACAUGGCUGGCAUGUAGUUUAUUUACAAGAAAUGGAUUCUCCAUAUCUACAAUCAGCUCAGCCGGUAGAAUCGCUUUUGUCUACCCAUCAAACCAUUCGAACAAAUCAAGACUUUAAUUCGAAUACACCUCAACCAAAUGACCAAAAAGUUCAGGCCCUCCCAUAUAACACAUAUAAUUCAACGGCUAUUCAUCCGGCAUGCCAAUUUCGAACAGAAAAACCUUGGUUCGAUCUUCAGUAUCAUCGGAAUAGUGCCAACUCAAUCAUGACUCCUGAACAUCUUCGUAGCAUAUUAAAGAAUCCUUCUACAUAUGUCGACAAUCUUAUAUUAGGCCGUGUCCAAGGAUCAAUGAUAGGUAUGGCGUUGGGCGAUGCACUCGGUGCACAUGUGGAAUUCCGACCGAGGCAAUACAUGAUAGAAAACCCAGUGCGAGAUCUUCAAGGUGGAGGAACUUGGGGUCUUGCAAAAGGGCAGUUCACAGACGAUACAUCCAUGGCUCUUUGUUUAGCAAAUUCUUUGGUAUGUCGCAAAGACUUUGUCCCGUAUGAUCAACUAGUUCGAUACAAAUGGUGGUACAGGCAUGGUUACAUGUCCUCAACUGGACGAUGUUUUGAUAUUGGUGCGGCCACCAGUCAGUCAUUACAUGAAUUCGAGUAUCGCCAACAGAUAGUUGCUCGCAGUGAUAAAAUUCCAAUUGAUCAAUUAGAUUUUCUUUCAGAUACUCAGAUUCUCUCAAAAUUUGAUGUGUAUUGCAGUAAAGAUGGUGUUGCCGGUAAUGGAGCACUCAUGCGACUCGCACCUGUACCGCUCUUCUUCUACAAAUACCCUGUUCAGGCAGUGGAGUUUUCUGGCGUCAGUGGCAAGAUUACUCAUGGUGACCAAAAAGCCUAUGAUGCUUGCCGCUACUAUGGUGCCUUGAUUGUGGCUGCUUUAAAUGGAGAAACGAAAAAGCAAUUGCUACAUGAAGACUUUUAUCUAAGACAUGAAGAGUGGUUCAACAAUAAAGCACUUCAUCCAGAAGUUAUGCGAAUCGCUAAAGGAUCUUAUAAGAUAAAAGGUGGUUACAAUGGCGGCAUUCGGGGCAAAGGAUACAUUAUUAAUGCUCUCGAAGCUGCUCUAUGGGCGUUUUGGUCAGAUGAAAACUCCUUCAAAAAAGGUGCUCUCAAUGCAGUCAAUCUUGGAGAUGACACAGAUACGACUGCUGCUAUUUAUGGUCAACUGGCUGGUGCCUACUACACUUGUGAAAACCUACCCGCGGAAUGGAUCAAACAUGUCUAUGCUCAUGAUUUUAUUACGUGUUUAAGCGAAUGGAUUGUUUUUGAAGGACAACAGUGGAAACCAAAAUCUAUUUCUCAGAACAUUCAACCAUACCAGCCUAACUCUUACACUAAUCACUUGGCUAGCUGUCCACAGGAAAAUACAUUGAAUCCAGUGCGAAAUGCUAACGAAGAAGAUCCACAAACAUCUCCUUUUGCGUCUGAUCAGGCAUUUUCUCGCAGAUCACAAUUGCCGCUACAAUCCGAAUAUUACCCCAAAGAACAUAACAUGUAUGGAACAGGUCUAGCAACUCAGACCGGUAUCAAUUCGAAGCCAACUGCCGCAGCGGUAAACAGUGAUUAUAAUGAUACGCAAAGAUCUGGUUUCUCCUCUAAACAAGGAUCAGAAUAUAAUGCUAGUGCACUAAAUGGUGAAAAAAGAAAUGGUUCCCAUCGUGGAUUUCGCCAUAUACUGCGGAAACUACGGAAAUAA
Rotaria socialis is the source of this 2379-nucleotide messenger RNA. Lineage: Eukaryota; Metazoa; Rotifera; Eurotatoria; Philodinida; Philodinidae. The record is from the annotation of a GenBank genome assembly.